This is a messenger RNA of Saccoglossus kowalevskii, 822 nucleotides long. Its product is annotated as scavenger receptor cysteine-rich domain-containing protein DMBT1-like. Lineage: Eukaryota; Metazoa; Hemichordata; Enteropneusta; Harrimaniidae. Gene Ontology annotation, cellular component: membrane. The record is from RefSeq and is a predicted model, not a curated record.
AUGGUUUAUAUGACUGUCGACCUCCCAGAGUCUGGUUUAAGACUAGUGAGAGGUGAUCACCCAUAUGAAGGCAAAGUAGAAGUAUUUUUUGAUGGACAAUGGGGUGCAGUAUGCGAUGACAAGUUUGACGCAAUAGAUAGUGAGGUUGUCUGUCGGGAACUCGGAUUCAGGUACGAACAAAUCGGUUACAAUGCUGGCAGAUAUGGACUCAAUUUUAGUGAUAUAAUGGUACAAGACAUUACGUGUAACGGGAAUGAAAACUAUCUGGUGGAUUGCAUUUACGGAAAUACCGAAUCUUCCUGUCAGACACAGGGAGUUGUGAUAUCAUGUAGAAUUCCGAAUAAUGGGGACGUAAGACUUGUUGGUUCCCAUUUUGCAAAUAAAGGUUUCAUUGAAAUUUAUAUAGACAGAAAAUGGAAUCGAAUAUGCAACGAUGACGUCACGGAUACUACUGCCCACGUCGUGUGUAAACAACUAGGAUACAGGAAUGGUCUAAUUGAUUCUUAUGAGUUGGCAAACACUUUGGAUAUUGAAAGAAUCUCGUUAAAUCGUAGAUGUAUUGGUUCAGAACGAAAUAUUUUGGAUUGUCGUGUAUUCGGGCAUUACACACCAAGACAGUGCAGUGAACAAACUGAUAAAUUAAUUGUCUGUGAAAAUGAGGUGGACUAUGAAGAAAAUGGUGAUGUAAGGCUAGUGGGUAGUGAUUUAUUAAAUGAGGGAUAUGUCGAAUUAUACAAUGCUGCGCAAUGGACAAGAGUAUGUGCUGAUGACGUCACUGACGCAGUAGCUAUAGUUAUAUGUAAACAACUUGGAUUUAAGUAA